Maniola jurtina (meadow brown) is the source of this 943-nucleotide messenger RNA. RefSeq lists its product as uncharacterized. The transcript has a single exon. Lineage: Eukaryota; Metazoa; Arthropoda; Insecta; Lepidoptera; Nymphalidae. Bases 260 to 778 code for a protein of 172 amino acids. The record is from RefSeq and is a predicted model, not a curated record.
CAAGAACAACAAAUUUUGUAGAAGCUUAAAGAAACCCUGCACAAAGAGAUUCGAGACCGUCUGCGUUUCGGAUACGGCUGUGGACUGCAAAUUACAACGGAUACACAGUGACUGCGCUGAGCGUAGCUUCGCUCCAUACGGAGCACGCCAGUUCGUAGCGGGAGCACGCAGCGAGCGGACGCCGUAGGCUUUCGUAGCGACCGCUACGCGUUAUGUGCGAGCCUGCAAUAUACGUGGCCCAACGUAAACAAAAAGUGAUAUGAGUUGUGCGUCCCCAAGCGCAGUAUCGAGACUGACUUUACUAAUACUAACUUUCGUUGUGUCGUGUUCCUUCAUCGCCAGUGUAGUGUGGCUAUUGCGAACUAAAAGCUCGGCUAGCCAAUAUGAGAAUUAUUACUUGUCGAGAAUUAAUAUAAGCGUGCGACAGGAAAGCAAUAACGCAACUACGCCGACUAUAUCGGAUCAUUACAAGGACUUGAUUAAAAUCGAGAUAGCGAUGCGCCGCGUGGAGGAGAACAGUAGGCGAUUGAAGGAGUACACCAAGUCAUUGUUGUGGGAUAAUAAAGACAAGUCUCUUUGGUGCGUUUUAUUCAAAGACAGUGAACGGGGUACGAGUAAGCCAGUGUUACGGGGAAAGAAUAGACAUUCCAUAGACGAGGAAUAUAUACGGGCGUUGAGAGAACAGAAAAUGAGGGAAGCUGUCAUACAUCUCAGGCACCACGGGAACCAUCACCGGAGACACCCGGACGCGCUACCUAAUAUGCCCUAUAUAAAAUAAAUGAAAACGUUAAUGUUUGUGUAUAAUAAAUAAAUGUAUAUGCCAGUUAGCGUAUUACGUGUAAGGACUCAUGUGUAUAUAUUUUUGUAUAAGUGUACAGACGACGUUUAUGGAGCACUGUUUGUUGACUUCAGACAAUACUUGAAUAAAUCAUCGGAAAUUUGU